AUGGAAAACAUGUCCUUCACUGUCAACUUGGAGAUUAGUUUGGAUCCUUUUUUUAUCCCGUCUGGAACAAAAUAUCCAAUAUUUUUCAUUGGACUUUUUAUCUACCUUUUUUCUCUUUUCUGUAACCUUACACUGUUACUUCUUAUCAUAUUGCAGCGGAGCCUUCACAAGCCUAUGUAUUUCAUUCUGUUAAGCCUUCCUCUGAAUGAUCUAAUUGGAAUUACUGCUAUGUUCCCCAAGGUGUUGUCAGACAUUGUAACAGAAACCAACAAAGUCUACUACCCACUUUGCGUCCUUCAGGGCUUCCUGCUUCAUAUGUAUGGGGGUGGUGUUUUGUUUAUCCUGGCCGCUAUGGCCUUUGAUCGCUACGUAGCCAUCUGUCUCCCACUCCACUACAGCACCCUAAUGACACCCAGGGUUGUGGUGACUAUUAUAGCUUUAGUUUGGGGCCUGGACUUCAUUAUGAUUGUUUCACUUUUCUCCCUCCAGGACAAGCUUCCCAGAUGCAGAUCCAUCAUUCUGAACGUGUUUUGUGAUAAUCCCUCUCUACUGACACUUACUUGCGCCAAUACUAUGAUAAACAACAUAAUUGGUCUGUUCUACACAGCCGUCAUGCAAAUUAUAAGUGUUUCCAUUCAGGCAUUCUCAUACAUAAAGAUUCUGAUCACCUGUUUGGCCACAAGUCAUUCUGAAACAAAGGGCAAAGCCAUAAAUACUUGUGUGGCACAGCUGGUCAUUUUCCUCAUAUUUGAAGUUGUUGGGACUUUUAAAAUUCUCUCACAUAGAUUUACAUACAUCUCAACAGACCUGCAAAAGAUUAUGGGGAUGCUUAUUUUUAUAGUGUCUCCACUUCUGAAUCCUAUAGUUUAUGGCCUAAACACAAGUGAAGUGAGGAACUGUUUCCUAAGGGUAUUCCGCAGGAAGAUUUUUGUUUAG
This is a messenger RNA of Pygocentrus nattereri (red-bellied piranha), 936 nucleotides long. RefSeq names its product olfactory receptor 52J3-like. Gene Ontology annotation, cellular component: membrane. Gene Ontology annotation, biological process: G protein-coupled receptor signaling pathway. Lineage: Eukaryota; Metazoa; Chordata; Actinopteri; Characiformes; Serrasalmidae. The transcript has a single exon. The record is from RefSeq and is a predicted model, not a curated record. Gene Ontology annotation, molecular function: olfactory receptor activity; G protein-coupled receptor activity. The coding region runs from base 1 to 936 and encodes 311 amino acids.